UGAGCGCCAUGUCCAGACAGCACAUGCUACACAUAAAUCAAGCUACACUCAAGAGUCUACAGCCUAUGUCUAUACCAAUCAGACCAGCGCUUUUAACACUGAAAAGCAGUAUAUAUGCUUUGGCACCACAUAAGCGGAAUAUGUCAGUUUAUGCGAGCCUCACUGGCCCAAGAAUUCACAAUUCACUUGGACGAUUCUCAGACAUUCCACUGCAUAGAAGACGCCUCCAUAAAGGGCCGAAUAGACCCAGAAUUUGCAUACAUUAUAGAUGCUUUGCUCGACGAGAAAGAACUUGAAUUGGAGAUCACAUGUUUUACAGACGCAAUGCAAUCAUCCAAGACAAGAUUUACUACGCCUUUUUCCACGCCAUGCCGCCUAAAAGUGACUCUAUUUGGACCCGUCUCUCUUUUUGAAGAAGUAGGAAGCUUUUUUGAGGACCAUAAUCUCUAUCUUCAAGAUCCAGUCAACUGCUCACGAAAUGCUUUAUACCGAAACCCGCACAAACUAUCUGUUGACUGUGGCCCAGACCUAUGGACCUCAGAUUUAGACAGAGAACAUUCAAACUUUGUGAUGACCGAAACUACACAGCCGCGGCCUGAGUUAAUCGAUACAUUAAACUCUCAAGAAGAUCUAGUUGAAACGAAACAGCCUGGUUCCAUUCGAUCAGUAAUGAAAAGACAUCAACUGCAAGCGUUGACGUUCAUGCUCCAAAGAGAGCAAGGUUGGGCGUGGGAUGGCAGCAGGGCAGACCUCUGGGAAUUUUUUCUCGAGAGCACUGGUUCUUAUUUCGUUAACAGGAUCUCUGACGCAGUUCAGACAGAGCCACCCCAGCAAUUUUAUGGUGGGAUCCUCGCAGACCCUAUGGGUCUAGGCAAGACAUUGUCCAUGAUUUCUCUAGUAGCCUCGGAUCUACUCGUGGAUAGAAACGAUCCAAACUCAAUCGAUGGGGCCAAUGCCGAAGAAUCUUCGGGUCGAACAUUGAUCGUCGUACCACCACCUCUUCUUGACUCCUGGGAAGAACAACUAAAAGAACAUGUCUUCCCCAAUAGUAUCCCCUGGCGCCGGCAUCAUGGAAAAUCUCGCGUAACAAAUUAUUCUGAUCUUGAAGAAUCUUUGGUAAUAUUGACAACUUAUCACACAAUAUCCUCGGAAUGGAAGGGUAGCUCGGAUCAGCAGCCGUCCUUCUUAUUCAACACACGGUGGAGGCGAAUCGUCUUAGAUGAAGCCCAUUUUAUCCGAAAUAGCGAUUCUCGACUGGCUCGUGCCAUAUGUUCAAUAAACUCGGUUUCCCGUUGGGCUGUAACGGGCUCGCCCAUCCAAAACAGACUCGGCGAUCUCACAGCGCUCCUCAAGUUCCUCCAAGUUUAUCCCUAUUCAGAAGAACAUAAAUUCAAUGCAGAUAUCUCUCAUCUAUGGAAGAUUGGCAAGAUAGACGAGGCGGUGAAACGACUGAAGCGGCUUGCUGGUUGUAUCCUUUUGCGUCGUCCCAAGACUGUUAUCCAGCUGCCACCAAGACAUGACUUCCAACACUUUGUGGAGCUAGCUCAAGAAGAAAGAGAUUUAUACCAAGCAUUCAAAAUGCACACUCUAUCUCACAUUGAACAAGCCCUCUCUGCAGAUGACCAGUCUAAGAAAACAUACUCUUAUGCCAAUAUGCUACAAAGAAUCGAAGCAAUACGCAUGGUUUGCAGUCUUGGCUUGUACUAUAAAAUGCGAUAUGAUCUCGAGACAUAUAACGAGCAGACUCCCCAAAAUUGGGCAGCAGUUGCCCAGCAGAUGUUCAACAUACGCCGUGGUAUUAGUAGCAUUCAGUGUCGCCUAUGCUAUUGCCCAGCUGAUUCAACAGAGAGUACAUUCUAUGAAGCUGGGCUGUCGGCAAUAUCAACGUUCUCCCAAUGCUUGGAAUUUGUUUGUUCUAGAUGCAUAUCAACUCGCUCACACCCCUUCAAAUCCUGUUCUCAUGAGAGCAUAUGUCCUUUUGCAAACAUAUCAACGGAUAUUUUCGAGACGGAUGAUAUGCCAACUCUCACAAUUAACCAGUUAUCUAAUGGAUUACCAACAAAGAUAUCCAUGCUAAUCAGUGACCUGCAAAGUCAGCCUCAUGAUGUCAAAUGUGUCGUCUUCUCUUCGUGGCGAACUACCCUCGAAAUCAUCGAGGUUGGACUUCAGCAUGCAUGCAUUCCUUGUCUACGAUUCGACGGCAAAGUGGCACAGAAAGAUAGGCAUACCGUAAUCGAGCGAUUUCGUAAAGACCCAGCUAUUCGGGUGCUGCUGGUUACACUAUCGUGUGGCGCGGUUGGUCUUACAUUAACGGAGGCCUCCAGGGCCUAUCUUAUGGAACCACACUGGAAUCCAACGCUUGAAGACCAGGCGGUAGCUCGAAUUCACCGUCUAGGACAGACGAAAGAAGUAAACACUAUUCGAUUCAUCGUGCGAGACUCAUUUGAGGAGAGAGUUGUAGAACUACAAAAAUCCAAGACGGAUCUGGCCGAGGUAAUACAUCGUCAAAAUGAGAGCAACCAACCAGAUGGAGCUCAACGGCCACUAGAGUGGCUGAAAGCGCUCAUAUAAAUUCAUCCAAGUGAGCAAAAUAUAUAUGUAGUUCGGCAUAAUAGAAACUCUAGGCCUAAGAUCUAGAUCGCCGUUUCAG
This is a messenger RNA of Trichoderma harzianum CBS 226.95, 2650 nucleotides long. RefSeq lists its product as hypothetical. The record is from RefSeq and is a predicted model, not a curated record. The transcript has 12 exons. Bases 115 to 2571 code for a protein of 818 amino acids. Lineage: Eukaryota; Fungi; Ascomycota; Sordariomycetes; Hypocreales; Hypocreaceae. Gene Ontology annotation, molecular function: ATP binding; ATP-dependent chromatin remodeler activity.